Messenger RNA from Eutrema salsugineum, 824 nucleotides. Its product is annotated as extensin-like. NCBI's taxonomy places the organism in Eukaryota, Viridiplantae, Streptophyta, Magnoliopsida, Brassicales, Brassicaceae. The transcript is spliced from 6 exons. The record is from RefSeq and is a predicted model, not a curated record. Bases 40 to 693 code for a protein of 217 amino acids.
UUACUAGGUGUUCAUUUUUGAAGUUCGAAGUGUUAUAGCAUGAUGAUGAAACAUGGUUACUCUAUCACCUUUUUAACUUUCUUUCUGUUUUUUUCUCUUGUUUUACAUUUACAUUUUGAAACAAUGGCUGCAAGAACAUCAGUUAAUGUAUUCGGUCCACCUAUCACUCUCGACCAAUCAACACAACCAUCCCCAAAAAAUUUUUUACCCAAAUCUUCAGGUCCUAGUCCCAGAGGAGAAGGACACCCACAUCUACUAGGUACAUCUAUCACUCUCGACCAGUCACCACAACCAUCCCCAAAAAAGUUUUUACCCAAAGCUUCAGGUCCUAGUCCUGGAGGAGAUAUACACCCUCACCUACUAGGUCCACCUAUCACUCUCGACCAGUCACCACAACCAUCCCCAAAAAAGUUUUUACCCAAAGCUUCAGGUCCUAGUCCUGGAGGAGAUAUACACCCUCACCUACUAGGUACACCUAUCACUCUGGACCAGUCACCACAACCAUCCCCAAAAAAGUUUUUAACCAAAGCUUCAGGUCUUAGUCCUGGAGGAGAUAUACACCCUCACCUACUAGGUACACCUAUCACUCUCGACCAGUCACCACAACCAUCCCCAAAAAAGUUUUUACCCAAAGCUUCAGGUCCUAGUCCUGGAGGAGAUGGACACCCUCAUCUACUAGGAAUAUCAGGCUGAUGUGUCAACACCAAAGAACUUCUCAUAUGUAAUAAAAUAACAAAAUUAUUAAAAUAUAUGUCAUUCAUAUUAAAGUGUUUGAAAUUUACUUAUAUAUAUUACUAAGCUAAUCAUAAAUUAAAAAAAAAAUA